CCAACCAAGAUGGCACGAGCCUCCGCUGAUAGACCUCCGUGGAUGACAAAGGAAUAUUUUGAAGACGUGGUGGCCACCAAAUUUGGACUGAGUGCAGAUAAGUUCAACAUAUCAGAUCUUAUCGUUCAAGCUGCCACCGAGGCAGGUGAUAAUUUCAUUUCAAAGCUCUAUCGCGUAACGGUUGAAGUUAGGUUUGAGGAUGGAAAAACGCAAACAUUACCACUGAUUGUCAAAGCACUCGGCAAUUUUGGUAUGGCCGAGGAGAUGAUUCAGAUGAUGAACGUAUUUCCUAAGGAGAUUGAGGUUUACUCGAAACUAAUCCCUGGCUUUGAGCAGCUGUACGCUGCCAAGGGCAUCCAGGUGACAUUUGGACCAAAAUGCUGGAAACACAGCAACGAACCAACCGAUAUAUUGGUGAUGGAGGAUUUGAAUGAAAAACAAUUUAAAAUGGUUAACCGCCGGGAGCAAUUGGAUCAAACCCAUACGAAAGUAUUCUUGAAAAAGUUGGCCCAAUUUCAUGCGGGUUCCGCAAUGUAUUAUGAACUGAACGGAAAAUACAGUGACAAAUUCAAGGAAGGAAUGUACUCGGAACGAUCCGAACCAAUGUUUGCAGAGCAUUCCAAAACGCAGAUGGAAACCGUAACCAAAGUUGUUCGCACAUGGCCAAAUGGUGACUUUUAUGCUGAUUUGAUGGUGGAUGGCGGUGUUUCGAUGUUCCGUGAGCUGCUCAAUGUAACUCGACCCUCGGCCAACGGAUUCAAUGUGCUGAAUCACGGUGACACAUGGUGCAACAAUAUGAUGUUCCGAUAUAAUGCUGAUAACUCUAUCGACGAAUUGAUACUAAUAGACUUCCAGAUGGGACUCUGGUCAUCACCGGUAAUCGACCUGCUGUAUUUUAUUUUUUCUUCUGUCAGAGGAGAAGACCGAUUCCUCCAUUUAGAUGGUAUGAUUUCGUUCUACCAUCAGCACUUGAUUGAAAAUCUUGAACUGCUUGGUUAUUCUAAACGAGUUCCGACACUGAAAGAACUGCACCUGGAAUUCAACGAUCGCAUCAUUUAUGGCUACGCCACUAGUAUGGGACUGUUGCCAAUCUGUCUGAUGGAGAAAAAUGAAAAUGCUUCCAUCGAUACGCUGUUGUCAGCGGGUGAGGCCGGUCAGAUGUUUCGGGAAAAAAUGUACGGAAACCCGGCCUUCGUCAAACAGAUGAAGGACAUUUUGCCUUACAUGCUCGAUCACGGAGCGUUCGAUGUGCGACACUGUGGUUAUCAAUCUCCCAGUGGCAUAGUUAGUGAUUUCCUGACUCUGCCAGGAUGGUUGCGCAAGGAGUUCUUCGGUGAAGUUGUUGAGAAGAAACUUCAGCUACAGCGAGAUCAAUUCAGUAUUCGUCAAGUGUCGGUUGAAAUUGCUACCCAGAAAGGCGACAACUACGGAUCGGUCAUGUAUCGAGCCAAACUGGAAGUAGAUAACAAAGUAAUGUCAUCAGUAGACACAUUUUCUGUUGUUGUGAAAACUCGUCCUACUGGUUUGGCUGACGAUUUCUGCCAACAACUGAAUCCGUUCGAUAAAGAAAUUGAAAUGUACACCCGAAUUAUUCCAGCCUUUGAGGAAUUGUACGAAAAGAAGGGGCUAAGUGUUGAGCUGGGACCUCGUUGUCUGAAAGUUUGCAAAUCUAUUCCCAAUGACAUAAUCGUGAUGGAAGACCUUCGCAGUAUCAACUAUAGAGUAGCAAAUCGACUGGACGGGCUCGACUCAAAUCAAGUGGAGUCUAUUCUUGAACUUCUAGCAAAGUUUCAUGCCGCAUCAGCUGUCUAUGCAGAGCAGCAUGGUGGUUACUCCAACUUAUUCAAUGAGGGGUUGUUUAGUAGGGGAAAUCUUCCCGUGAUGGAAUUUAUGUUCACUCCAGCCUACGAUGCAUGCAUUGAAACUCUUAAAGCGCACUCGUUUGCAAAGGAUUGCAUAAAUGAUCUUCAAAAGCUACGACCGGUUGCAUUUAGCCGAACUUUGGAUUGCCUUGCAGUUGACCACACUGGAUUCAAUGUUCUGAACCAUGGAGACUUUUGGGCCAAUAAUAUUAUGUUCCAGUAUGAAAAUCAGCACAUCUUGAAGCAGAGUAGAUUAAUAGACUUUCAAGUCUGUUUCUUCGGAUCACCGGUACUUGAUUUAAACUAUUUCCUGUUUUCAUCAGUCAAGCCCGAUAUCAAGCUAUCGAAACUGAAUUAUUUCAUCCGUUACUACCACGAAAAACUCAUUGACAACUUGGUGUUGCUUGACUAUGGAAAAUGGCUCCCUACAUUGAAGCAACUGCAAUUCGAUUUUUACGACAGACUUGUCUACGGUGCAUCAACAAUUUUUGGCGUUAUGGCCCUAUGUUUUAUGGAUUCUUCCGAUGAACCAAGUUUUGAGGUUUUGCACCAAAACGAUGAAGCUGGUAGACAAUUCCGGAAACGCAUGUAUGGUAAUGAUCGCUACAUUAAGGCGAUGGAGAGCCUGUUACCGUUUUUAGCGAAAAAGGGGGUGUUCAAGCCGGAGGCAGAAAUAUGUAGUUUUGCACGAAAACAGUCGUAAUUUUUUUCUGUUGUGUUUCUAAUAAAAUGUUGUUGUUCCGGUUUGAUGA
This is a messenger RNA of Malaya genurostris, 2614 nucleotides long. RefSeq lists its product as uncharacterized. The coding region runs from base 10 to 2565 and encodes 851 amino acids. NCBI's taxonomy places the organism in Eukaryota, Metazoa, Arthropoda, Insecta, Diptera, Culicidae. The transcript is spliced from 4 exons. The record is from RefSeq and is a predicted model, not a curated record.